Molecule: messenger RNA, 327 nt
Organism: Staurois parvus
Lineage: Eukaryota; Metazoa; Chordata; Amphibia; Anura; Ranidae
Source: the annotation of a GenBank genome assembly
CACCUGGCUGUGACAGCUUGCGGCUUCACAGUCGGGUGCCCACUGCGCAUGCGAGACAAGUGCUGCGCUUUGUCCGCAAUGUUUGGUCAUCUCCUGUACUAUAACUGCAGUCUCUGGUCAUCUCCUAUACUAUGUCCACAGUCUCUGGUCAUCCCCUGUACUAUGUCCGCAGUCUCUGGUCAUCCCCUGUACUAUGUCUGCAGUCUCUGGUCAUCUCCUGUACUAUGUCCGCAGUCUCUGGUCAUCCCCUGUACUAUGUCCGCAGUCUCUGGUCAUCUCCUGUACUAUGUCUGCAGUCUCUGGUCAUCCCCUGUACUAUGUCCGCAG